This is a messenger RNA of Glycine soja, 1177 nucleotides long. RefSeq names its product ylmG homolog protein 2, chloroplastic-like. Gene Ontology annotation, cellular component: membrane. The coding region runs from base 105 to 809 and encodes 234 amino acids. Gene Ontology annotation, biological process: chloroplast fission. Lineage: Eukaryota; Viridiplantae; Streptophyta; Magnoliopsida; Fabales; Fabaceae. The transcript is spliced from 3 exons. The record is from RefSeq and is a predicted model, not a curated record.
UAUCUUUUCCCUGAAAAUCCAUAGCGUUAUCCUCUUUUGCCUCCAAAGGUUGUUAUGGAUAGAUAGAUAGAUAGAACGCUGCUUUGAGUUUCCUCAACUCAAGAAUGGCUGCCAACGACUCGUCCACCGAGAUUGAUACUAAGAAGCUUUCGAAUUGUUGGGGAAAUGCUCAAAUGCCCUUUGCACUCCCCACUCUCCUCUCUUCACCACCCCAACACCUCCACACAUCAUUCACCACUGCCGCUGACAAUUUUUUCAGAUUUCUACACUCCCUUGCUUCUCAUAACUCUUUCCUCAACAAAAUUCUCUCUCUCCCCUCCGAAUUUCACACCCUUUGCGUGCAGAUUGGGAAGCAAAGGAACGUGAGGUUGGUUUCUGGUCAUAAUUUCGCUGCCGUUUUGCCUGGGGAUUCGGUGGCAGGGCUGGUGGUGGCGAAUGGGGUUCUGAAUUUCUUGAACAUUUACAACACUUUGCUCAUUGUCAGGCUUGUUUUGACAUGGUUUCCCAACACUCCUCCUUCCAUUGUUAGUCCUCUCAGCACCAUAUGUGACCCAUACCUGAACAUAUUCCGUGGACUUAUUCCCCCUCUGGGAGGAACGCUGGAUCUCUCUCCCAUCCUAGCAUUCUUGGUCCUAAAUGCCUUCACCAGCACUGCUUCUGCACUCCCUGCUGAGCUUCCAGUCACAGAACAAUCCAAACAAGGCCUUGCAGCACCAUUGCACUCCACUAACCUUACUACUUCACAGAAGAAAUGGUUGACACGGUUUCAAGGGAACAGGUCAAGGACAUCUGGUGCUGAUGCUAAAUAGAACAUGGGAGAGUUUAUUUGUGCCUCUGUGUCUGUUUAUUAAUUUAGAUACGUUCCAUCCCGAUUAUGAUAGUUCUAUUCUAGGCAACACAAUUUUUGAGCUUAUGAUUCCAGAGAUUUUAGAGUUAUGGAGUUUGCUGUUGAAAGCUCAAGGCUCAAGCUUCCACAGUCCUAUUGUGUUUUUUCUUUUAAUCCUAUGGUCUUCUUAGUCAAUAAACUUAAGGUCCUUAUUUAAAUUGGGGACUGGAUUGGAUUACAGAAUAAUCAUACUAGUAAUUCAAUUAAAUUUUGUCGGUCUCCAUUUUAGUUAAACAAAAAGAAAGACCCUCAGGAAUGAAAGGAUUAUAUUUUAUUUUGACCGGAUUUGAA